This is a messenger RNA of Cinara cedri, 4386 nucleotides long. Lineage: Eukaryota; Metazoa; Arthropoda; Insecta; Hemiptera; Aphididae. The record is from the annotation of a GenBank genome assembly.
UACCCGUGUCGUGUUUAUAAAACCCACCGGCGUGUUUAUGACUUUAUCUAUACUUUUUACACGCCUCCAGAGUGGGUUUUAUGCACCGAGUACUGCAGCAGAAUCGUUUCACGUGAAACGCGCGCAUUCGCAGGUCUGAACGUUUCGACCGUACAUCGUUCAUCAUAAUUCGUAACUAAUAUGAUGCGCUCAUACUAAUCAUAAUCUAAAAUUAGUAUAUGAUUGCUGCGUACGCUAAUGAGUGGACUCGUUAGAAAAUUAUGAAGUUCCCCUCCGGUUUUAGCAUACUCGCGUAAGUACCUACACAAGUAAAUAUAUGUAUAAUUGCCACCAAACACCCCGGGCCUUACACAUCGAUCAACCGGUUUUCAUGCCGUAGUUAGAGUCGAGAUAAUAUUAGUGAAGGAUGACGUUGAGAAUUUGAUUUCGUCUAAAUCGGUUUGAACGCGGAAACGGAAAACGGUCCGUGCGUUCAAGGCCGUCAAUAGUGAUACUUAGCCCGUUAGUGUUAUUAUUAUAAUACUAUUAGACGUAAUUCAGCAACUCGGCGUCAAUGCGUUUCGCGAACAAUUUCGGAAAAUCAUUCGGCGAAUAUUCGACCGACGCGGACGACGAUAAUACUAUUUCGGCCGGCUCCUCCGCGCGGACAUUACAUUCAUUUAUCUCGGUAUCCUAUCCGACCCGACGGCAAAAGCCAUGUGCAGCUUGUCACUUCGCGCGAUCUCGCUGACGGUGGCCGUGUUGUACGCGUGGACGGCCGCGCCGGUCGCGGACACAGCCCGAGUGUUGGCCGUCGAAACGAUGUGUGGCAAAAGCCACUGGAACUUCAUGAGCUCGGUACUCCGAGCGCUCACGGACGCCGGACACUCGGUGACCGUUUUCACGCCGUUCCCGGAGGGCGACCGGGAAAACUACACCGAGUUGGACACGUCCGCCGGGUUCCCGUCCACAGGCGACCAAGACGUGACAAUGAUGUUGAAAAACUUCAGCGACCCGUACAAGUUCGUCCGCACCUUUUCGACGGUAAGCAAAUGGAUUUGCAAAGCGAUCUACGACGACGAUCGGCUGGCCGCGAUUAUGCGUGACGGCGGCAUGGGCGGCCUGCCGUUCGACGUGCUCAUCAUCGAGCCCGUAUUGGGCGUCGACUGCGUGUCACACAUUGCCGCGGCGUUACACUUGCCCGCUAUAUACGUCAUCCCUUCGCCGAUGAUCACGUUCGAAGAGCCCAAGUUUACCGGGUACGUGUCGAACCCGGCGUACGUGUCUCAUCUGAUGGCCCGACACGCCGUGCCCGGCACGUUUGUCCAGAGGCUAUCCAACAUCGUCUUGUCCGUCUAUACCGCGGUUACGAUCAACUAUAACGAUUGGUCGGAGAAAACCCGCGAUCCUAGGCCCUACCAUUUAUCUCCGCCGGUCGGCCCGUCCAUCAUAUUCCAGAACAGCCAUUACAUCACCGAAGCGGCCAGGCCCGUGCCGCCUAACGUCAUCGAUGUAGGCGGUAUUCAUUUGAGACCGGCGAAAAGUUUACCGAAAGUAAGUGACGGUCCACAUUUUGUUAUUAUAGGAAAAAUCGCCUACCCGCUAUAGUUACAUUUUCUUCUGCCCCUCCCACCGGGUUUGAAAAAAUGAUAAAUUUAACGCUAUAAUCAACGCGAGCGUGGAUUUCUUCUCAUUUCACGUAUUUAUCGCGAUAAUUUUAAUACUAUUUACGUAGCGCUCAUCAUACGUACACAUACACACACACACACACACAAACCAUUGCUAACGAGAAAAUGACUCUGAGCGGAGUUCGGUUGCUCUGUCAACAGUAUAUUAUAUGCCGCAUUAUAGUAAAAUUAUUAAAUAUUAUCUUUAAUAACAUUCGCUUAAUAUUCUACCUGUUUUCCUGUUUCCCCUACGUUUUUCCCGUUUGUAGGGAAAAAUUCUGGGACAAUUAUAGAAUGGCCUCCCUAAAGUACUUUCCCAUUCCGGUUUCCUUUUUAGAAAAAACGCUACCAUUGUAAAUCGGAGCGAAAAUGCUGGUGGAAAAGUUGUCCAAAGAAAAAAAAAACCAAUACAUUACUCGCUCCGCUCAGUAUCUAAAAUAUAUAUUAUUUGAUUUUAUUGAAAGGGUUCCGAAGUACACACACGCAAGCAAAUAAUACGGUAAACGCACUUCUUUUUCGGAGGACAUGUUGAAUUAAAAAUUAAACCGCGAUAUGCGUUUGCCACGGUUCUAAAUAAUUCAACCGGGUAAACGAUAAUCCGAUCGAAGGUUCGCGUCGUGACGUACCACACGACUCACAAUUUCGUCGGUAUCCUUGGCUAAUAUUCCGGUGCCAAUAUUCGUUUCGACGUUUCCAAACCGCUAACCCGCGCUCAAUCCCACUCUAUUAUUUAUUCGCGCGGUUUAAUAAUUAAUCUAACCUUUGCAUUUGCCCCGUUGUGAGCGACUCGUAUACAAUCAAUGUGUAUUAUUAACUCGUAUUCGAUACGUUGAAAAAAGUAUACACCUUUUAGUAGAUCUUACGGGCGCGACUAGACCACCAAUUUUGGGGUUGUUAAAACUAUAGACACAUCGCUGACCUGCGGGGGCAAUGCCCCACAAUCCCCUUAACAUGACUCCUACAAGCAGUAACCAUACAUUUACAUUUUUUUUUUUUUAAUAUUUCGUACAUUUUUUACUUUUUUUAAAAAUAUCUAGUGAACAUUAGAAAAAAAUGUAUUGGGUAUUUUCGGAGGUGCUAAUUUUAAAUUUGGGGUCGUUAAAGACCCCCUAAUACCCCCUAGUUGCGCCUAUGGCAUGCAGUCUUAACUAUCUAGUAUUGCAUUCGCCUAUAAUAGUCCUGUAACUUAUGUUUCACGCCAAAUUUCCGUAGGAUAUAAAAGACUUUAUCGAAGACUCGCCUCACGGAGUGAUAUACUUCACGUUUGGCUCGACCGUCAAGCUGUCGUCAUUGCCGGAUCACGUUGCAAAAGCGUUUGAAGAAGCGCUAGCGCAAGUUCCUCAGAAGGUUUUGUGGAAAUACGAAGGUGAAAUAAAACAUAAACAGAAAAACGUGAUGACGAGAAAAUGGUUUCCCCAAAGAGAAAUUCUCUGUAAGACAUUUUUUUCUAAUCCGAAAAAAAACGAUGUUUUAUUAUACGGUUUUUUUUAAAAAUUUUUAUAGUGCAUCCUAAAGUAAAACUGUUUAUUAGCCACGGCGGCAUUUCCGGAGUGUACGAGGCUGUAGACGCAGGUGUUCCCGUACUCGGUUUCCCGUUGUUUUACGACCAACCGAGAAACGUGGAAAAUUUGGUGCACAACGGCAUGGCGAUCUCGAUGGAUCUGUUGACAGUAACUAAAGACUCAUUGUUGAAAGCUAUUUCAGAACUUAUUAACGAUGAAAAGUGAGUCAGGUGAAACGUUGAAUGUCGAGUGUCAUAAUAAUAAUUGUAAUUUCUUUUGUUUUCUCGUGUAGAUAUACGAAAAAAGCCAAAACUAAUUCCGCGUUGUUCAAAGACCGUCCAAUGACACCGGCGCAAUCGGUGGCUUAUUGGACCGAGUACGUAAUUCGACGCCACGGGGCACCGCACUUGAAAUACCACAGUCACAAUAUCGCUUGGUAUCAAUACUUUCUUUUGGACGUAACUGCCACAGUGGCCGCGUUUGUUUUUUUCGCGGUAUUCGCGUUCUGCAAACUAUUAAACGUCGCGUUUAUGUACGUCACGAACAAAUCGCAAGUUAAAAUUAAAUCUCGAUAAUUCGUUUUUUCGGGACUUUUUCAAUAAUUAUCCGUAUGUCAUUCCUUAAUAUUGGUCCGCGAUCCGGUGCGGUGACAUCAUUUCUAAGGCAGUUUAUCGCUCGCCGUCCCGUUCACGAGUCGGUCGAUUAGAUGCCACCGCAGACGAAUAAUUAAGGAACGAACAUACGGUUAUAUAUUUACGUUUUCGACGUCCAUUUAUUUUUCGAUAUUUAAGAGUUUUGAGCCGUUGCAUUUUUUCCGUGACUAUCACUUCCGUAGAAUAUAAUAUAACGCUAUAACAAGAAGAAUUUAUAAUAUUUCAAAAUGAAAAAUAAAUGUAUAAAAAGAACACAAUAAUAAUAGUAACAAUUUCGCCCUUGACACGAUAUACUUCAAUAUGUUUACUGUAUGUACACAAUAUAGUUAAUUAACUAUGGAUAUUAUGAUAUACGGUUAAAGUUAAUUUAGAAUAUCACGCUGCAUCCGAGAAAGUCGGUAUUAAAUAUUAAUAUCAGUUCGUGGAACUGGAUGCAAUAUAUUGUCAUAAUUAAAAUCCACCUUAGCGUUAACGGGUGUUCGGUAUGCGGAUAUGGUACAAUCGAAAAACACGGUUCGCGGUUUCGCGUCAUAUUUUAUAUCGCCGUGAUUGAUAUUUUUGAUCGGCGCCACCGGGUUGCAUAUU